UCGGGUCAUUGGCCCGAUGAGUGGCCACUAACCUGGCUACUACCUACUACCAACUGGUCAUCGACUGAGUAAGUCCCGUACCUAGGCAGGUACCUACUAGGUAUCCUUGGCCACGCACCAACCAGGCUAUGCAGUGGUACUACUAGCCAGAUGACCCCAAAGAUAGAUAGGUUACUGGGUAACCCCGGAAUUGGACGGACAAAGCAAUUUGAUCACAUUACGGGGGUAGAUCAUUUUCUUCCUCCCCCGUGGAGAUUGGAGGUUUCAUGUGAAGACUGCUGCGGCCUGCUUGACCUGAGGUAUGGAGUACUACCUAUCUUAUUCCCGCGUGCUGCUCCAUGUGCUGCUCCAUGCGAAACAGGCGCCGGUAAUGAUUUUCAUUGGCUUUUUUUUCUAUUUCUUUUUUUCUCGUUUCCUUUUGGUUUUGAUACCCCCCUUUCGGGCUGCUUGGUAAUUUCCCCCACUUUUAUGCUAUCAUACUUACGGAGGACUCUAUCAAGGGCAUCACCACAAUGCAGUGAGGAGACAAUCUGAUCAAUUACAUAUAAGAGUCGCACUAUAUACCGGUGAGAAAAGAAAGAA
Aspergillus campestris IBT 28561 is the source of this 582-nucleotide messenger RNA. RefSeq lists its product as uncharacterized. The transcript is spliced from 2 exons. Lineage: Eukaryota; Fungi; Ascomycota; Eurotiomycetes; Eurotiales; Aspergillaceae. The record is from RefSeq and is a predicted model, not a curated record. Bases 151 to 534 code for a protein of 127 amino acids.